CCACUCGUCCAGUCUGUUCUGAGGGCCCCUCAGGCGGCCGUGGACUGCGGCAGAGCGGGCUGCUGCUCAGGUCACCGGGCGGCACCCGACCGGAGCGAGGCUGGCAGCCCUAGCCGGGCUUUCUGUGCAGGGCCCCGGGGCUGGGCAGGAAAAUGAACGCGAGCCAGGGGAGGUUUUAUUUUUAGGGCUACGUCGUCCACACGGGCGGAGGCGACUGAUGGAGUCAAAAGUGGCAGCUGGGAAGGAGAAACUCCACAGUCUUGCGAUGUACACACUGCCUCGUCUGUCCGGCCGUCUGUCUCAGCCCUUUCCGGGGCUGUUGAAGUCACCGGGAUGCUUCCUUUGUUGGGAUUGAUGAUACAGGAAAGCUGCCAUCCUGAAAGCUAGAGCUUUUCAGCCCGCUUGGGAAAUUAUUUUCAAGUUCCUCUUCAGAUUUUAACUUGUAUGCUAAUAACUCGGGACUAAAUAUUGUUAUUGAGAUGCCUUUUUUUGAGCGAGAGAAAGAGACAGAGUGUGUCUAUUGUAUACAGGCUGCCCUUGCACAGCGAUCCUCUUGCCUCUGCCAAGUGCCAGGAUUACAGAUUUAAGCAGUCAAGUGAAAUCAAACUGGGAAAUCAUGGCGGAAGGAGGAUUCGAUCCCUGUGAAUGUGUUUGCUCUCAUGAACACGCGAUGAGAAGGCUGAUCAAUCUGUUGCGGCAGUCCCAGUCCUACUGCACCGACACAGAAUGUCUUCAGGAAUUACCAGGACCCUCCGGUGACAGUGGCAUCAGUAUUACUAUGAUUUUGAUGGCCUGGAUGGUUAUUGCAGUGAUCUUGUUUCUACUGAGACCUCCUAAUCUAAGAGGAUCCAACCUUCCAGGAAAGCCAAGCAGCCCUCAUAAUGGACAGGAUCCGCCAGCUCCUCCUGUGGACUAACUUUGUGAUACGGGAAGCGAAAAUAGCUAUACCUUGCACGACCAAAUGAACAGAGGUGACCAGAGUGAUGAUCUAACCCACUAGAAGAGUUUUCCUUUGGCGUCUGCAACAUGGGAUGGUAUCGUUUCCAUGAGCUUCUAGAAACUUCACUUGCAAACUUAUUUUUGCUUCCUGUGCUAUCACCAUUCCUAUUUACAGUAUGUUUGAGUAAAUGAUUAUAUUAAAAAAAAAAAGUUAUAUGGGGCUUUUUUGGUUGUCCUCAACUUAAACAUUCCACUUACUCUGUUUGUAACUAUGAUCAUUAAUUUUGUGGUGAUUUCUGGCCUGAUUGAAAGAAAUUUGAAAUUUCUGCAUUUUAAUAUUUUAAAUAGUUUUGAUAGAUUUAAAAAAUUGUUUUUCAUAAGGUAUUUAUAAUGUUAUUUGGGAUUAUCUGGGGCUGUACAAAAGAAAAUGAGAACCACAGUUGUAUUUACAUUUACCUUCUAGUUUAUUUGAGGGCAGCAGUUUUCUCUAGUUCUGGUCUGUGGCAGCUCUUAGAAUAUUUUACAAAUUAUAGAUGAAAUCUGUAUUACUCGUUACAGUUGGUUUAUAUGGCUACAGUCAGAGGAGAGCAGUGAAAUGGCUUACUGAUUUUUUUAUUCCCAUUAAAAUGUCUAAUGUUAAGAAUACUUUACAUAAACACGGUUGAUCAGUACGGUAGAUGAUUAACAGUCGGUUAGUAACAUUUGCAAACCACUGUACACUAGCCUUACAUGGCUCAUGAAGAGCGGGGAAAAAUUCAUGAUUUCUACCUUUGCCAGGUCGAAUCUAUUCAGUAAUAACUUAAGCUAUAAUUUAUUUGUAAAAUGAGUGCCUCUCAGGAAGCUUCUUUUCUAAUAUUCCCCUAUUAAAAUGAAACUAUCUUAAUCUUUAUGGGGCCUUUUGGGUUACUGACAUUUGAAUGCCUGUUAUUCACUCUUUUAUUUGAAGAAAAAUUUCAAGUCUUUUGUGCUCCUUAUGACUUAAAUUUGUUAAAUGAAGUCUUAGUUUAUUUCAAGGGAAAAUAAGAAACAAUCAAGAACCUUUUUACCAGCUGGGUGUGGUGGCUCACACCUGUAAUCCCAGCACUCGGGAGGCUGAGGUGGGGGGAUCAUUGCGAGUUUGAGACCAGCUUGGGCUACAAAGUGAGCUCAAGGCCAGCCUGAAUCGCAUAGCGAGACCCCGUCUCAAAAAAGACAAAAAAAAAAAAACCUUUUUACCCCUUAACCCCAUUCCUGCUUGUAAAGGGGUGAAUUGGGGUGGAAAGGAAUAUUAAUGUGAGAUUUUGAGGUAUAUAAAAAAGGAAAAGUGUUCAUUGCUAUGCUCAGUUCAGACAAACCAAAAAAAAAAAAAAAAGGUGAAUAUACAUGGCAUUUUUAAGUGUCUAUAUGACCCAUAUGGUUUGGGAAUUUUUCCCUAGCAAGUGAUUCCAGUUGAUUUAUGGGGACUAGAAGAUAUUUUCCUAUCAAUGUAAGGAUUUUUCCCAUAGGUCACUCUAGCUUUUCUCUGUACAGUGUAGAUCUGAAAGAUUAUUUCUGUGAAUUCAAUAAACUUCUCUGUAUCAUUAUACUGGUUAGUCUGUGAUACAGUUGUGUGACACUUUUAUUUUCCCCGUUGUUAUGACUGUAUUACAGGCCAGAAGCAUUGGAAGGGCAUUAUUUCAUUACAUAAUCCACUACUGACUGCUUGCAUUCUUGCGUGUACAUUUCAUCUUGGCUUUGUGUUCAACUUCCUGAAGUAAUAUAUCCGAGUCUAUAUUACUUGUGCUAAUGAAGAGGUAGCAUCGCACAGGUAAUUUAAAUCAUUGCUUAAGUGAACACCACAGAGUAGAGAGUCCCCCCUUGCUGUGGCCUGCUGGCUGCCUUCCCAGCUCCAGCUGGGAAAGUGUUUAAGCAGAAGGGCUGGAGAGCGUUGUGUGCAGCCAGAUCCCUCCCGCUGCCCAUUUCUUGCCCUUACCUGAUGGAUUCUGACAUUGGUCCAUAUUUCCAAACAGUCUUUCCUGUAACCUGCUACAAAGCCAGUGCCAAGCAGAGAUACUGCUGCGCUCUGAUUUAUAGAAUCUGUAGAUCUACAAGUCACAGAAUUGGCUUUGUGUGAAGAAGUGACUGAAGUAUGAAUACAGAAUAUUUCAAGUGUAGAGACCUGAAAAUUUGGGUUCUUGUUUCUAGUUCUUUAAUUGACAUUACAUCUAAAUAUAUUAACUUCAAAAAAUCAUUGCAAAAUACAGCUUCUCUGGCCCUAAAAUGAAGACACUUCGAAAAUAACACCUUAGGGAAAAAAGAAGUAGAGCUCCAAGAAAACUAGAAAGUGUAGAGAAACUGAAGACAACAGCAUGUGGGAUGCUAGCGCGGCUCCAGAGGAGGUCCUGUCUCCACAAAGCCAGGCCUGCCGGAGGGUCGUGUGCAGCCCCCAGGGGAAACAGCAGGCCGGCUGCAGAAAAGCGCCCAGGAUGUCAGCAGCAGACACAGCCUGGGCUGGCCGAGAGGUCAUUGCCCGCCUGCUGUCCUCGCCAUUUGGGGGCGGGCUCGUGGUUUAAGACAAAGCUACUGUGGGAAUCAGAAGUCACUGAGUGACUACUUCAGGGCUGACUGAGUGAAAGCCAGCCACGAGGCCAGCAGGACUGAUUGCAGAUGCCCUGAGAAGGAUGGCACGGUCCCGCCCUCUGUGGAGAGAAGCUGGGCCAGCAGAGUGGUUUAGGGGGGCAGAGGCUGACAACGCUGACACUGUCCAGGGGUAUUUGGCUGCCUGCCUCAGCACAGCUCAGGGGUUCUUUGCUUAGCCCACCUGUGGACACGGUCAGGGAUUCGCCUUAGCUCGGACAGGUAACAUCCGGGAGCGUAUGGACAAGGAAUCUGGAUCAAGGGAGGCGCCACACCCAAGCCGGAGCCUGUAGAGCUUUGUAUCACACAAGGGCACAGCUCCUGGAGUGGAUGGAGGCCUGAGGGACAGCACCGCGGGCCUGAGCCUGCAUGGCGGGAGAGGAGGCAGGACUCGGCAUUCAUACUCAAGAAGUGGGCAUGCAGACCAGAUAGGCCUCUGCCCGACGCACUCCUCCCGUCCAGAUCUGGUGCAUUUCAGUGCCACAGGCCCUGCGAAGAACCACUUGCCUAGGUACACAAAGGAACUGUAACUUUAACUGGAGUUUUUAAUCCCACUUUUCUUCUUCCUUUUUCAAAUUUUACUUAUUUCAUCCUUCACUCAUUCUCUCCAUUUUUACUAUUACUCUCAAGCCUUAUUAAUUUUUAGCUAUUUGAUUGACUAUGCUACUAUUGCUGAGUUCUUUUCUGUUAUUAAUGGUAGCAUAGUUGUUGCUUUUAAUUGGCUUUAACUGUAUGCCAGUACACAUCUGGUUUGUCUGUGUCGUCAACAUGACUGCCGCUCACUUUCUCCUCUCUUGAGUGUUGCUGAAGGUUGGACUCUAAGAAGACUUUCAAAUAUGCUGAAUAGAUCGAAGAGGAGCAUAAACCCCAAAACAUUCCUAAGGACACGUCACGGGAGAUUGAACCUAACAGCUCCACAGCGGUUUCCUUCAAAACUCCUGGCUCCCCAAAAUCUGAUCUCUGAGACACUGAAGCAGAGGAAGCUGUAGGUGAAGAACUCAAAAACAAAUGGUCUAAAUGUUCAAAGAGAUAAAAGAAGAAACAUAAGCAAAUGCAGAGCAUGUUUAGGGUGCUUAAAGAGGAUUUAAUUAGAGACUUUUACUAAUAAAAUUCAACAAGCUUCAAGAAAAAACCAGCAAUAAACUAAUUGAGUUAAGCAGUAAAAUACAGGCUGGGGAUGUAGCUCAGUGGUUUAAGUGCCUGCCUGGUAAAUGCAAGGUCAUGAGUUCAAUCCCCAGUACCAAAAAAAAAAAGAAGCAGUAAAAUACAGCACAUGAAUGACCACUUUGGAAAAGAAUUAGUAUGACUAGAAAGCAGCACAGAUGAGUGAUAUGAAAAAUCCCAUGGACAGCACAGGUAGCAGACUUGACCAGUGUGUGGACAGUGUGAGGAACAGAAGGCAAAGUGGAUGUAGAACAUCAUAAACUCAGGGACACCCUGGAAAAGACAGGACACCAUGCAAGUUGGGUCCAACAGCUGCUACAUUAUCAAACAAUUAUAGGAAUAAAGGAAAGAUUAGAAAGACGACUCAAAGGAAGAAAAGAUUUACACAGUAAAAUCAUUGAAGAUAUUUUUCCAAAUCUAGUUCAAUAUUCAAGUACAAGAGAUUUUAUAGAACCCAAAUUGCUAUGACCAUGAAAGAACCUUUUCAUAACACAUCAUCAUAGGAAUUCCAGGAACUUUAACAAGAGGAGAGAAUACUAAAAGCUAUUAGAGAAAAACAGCAUGUAUACUACAAAGGCAAGCACAUCAGAAUAACUGCACAUUUCUUAGCACAACUUCAAAGGCCAGGAGAGUUUGAAGCAAAGUUUUCAAACACUUAAGAAAAAAAAAUUGUUAGCCCCAAAUUUCAUAUACUGUAAAAUGAGCCUUUAGGAUUGAUGGAAAAGUAAGGACUUUAUAUGACCACUAUCCUAGCAUUGCAGAACAUAUUUAAGAGAACCUUAGAUUGAUAGGGAGGCUGUAAGCAUCAGGGAACCAGAGGAAAGCAUACAUCUACCUGAGAGAGUAGGUAAAAGGGAAAAAUAAAGCACCAGAAAAAAAGUACAAUGAAUUCAAUAAACAUCUUAGAAUAAUAGCGCAAAGGUCAGUGGUCUCUCAGCUCCCCAGUCCAAAGACACAGACAGGCAGAUUAGAUUUUCAAAAACGCAACCAUAUAGGACUGGGUGUGGUGGCGCACGCCUGUAAUCCCAGCACGCAGGAGAAUUGUUGUGAGUUUGAGACCAGCCUGGGCUACAAACUGAGCUCAAGACUAGCCUAAACUGCAUGGCAAAUCCCUGUUUCAAAAAAACCAAAAAGGAAAAAAAUGCACCCAUAUAUUUAUUACCUGUAGGGGACGUGUAUAGUAAAAGGAAGUAUAUAGAUGGAACAUGAAAGAAUGGAAAAUGAUACGCCAUUCACCCAGAGCCAUGUCAUUUCCACACAUAGCAGACUUCACGCCGGAACUAAUCAGAAGGGACACAGAUGGCUACUACACACUGUUACAGGAAGAGAUAACAGUUGUAAAAUCUAUGCACUGAAUUUUACAACACAACAUUACUGGACAGACAUCAGCACAGUCAUGGGGGUGGGGGUGCUUCAAUACUGCAUUCUCACAAUUCGGUCAUCCAGACAAACAUCAGCAUCAAAGCACACCGCGGCACCAAUGGGCUUAUCGUAUCCACAGUGCCAGCAACAGGAUACACAUUUUUCUCAACAGCACACAGAACUGUUUCCAAAAUAAAACAUCUUAGACCAGAAAGCAUGCUGAAAUAAAUUCAAAACAAUUGAAAUAAUCUGCAUACUAUCAGAUUAUAAUGAAAUGAAGAUAGAAAUCAACAGUAAAAAAGCCACAAAAACUACACAAACAUGGUGAUUAAGCAAUACAUUAUUGAAUAAUCAGUAUAUGGGGACAGAAAUAAAAACUUCCUAGAAUCAAGUGACAAUGGAAGCACAAUGUGCCAAACCAAUGGAGCCCAGUGAAAGCAGUUCUGAGAGGGCAGUUUAUAGCUGUAAACACUCUUAUAAAGAGAGGUGAUCUCGGGCUGGGGAUUGUAGCUCAGUGGCUCAAGUGCCUGCCAGGUAAACAUGAGGUCACGAGUUUGAUCCGUGGUACCAAGAAAAAAGAAAAGUGAUCUUAAACUAAUAACUAACAAUGCAUUUUGAGGUUAGACAAGAACAAUCCAAAUCUAAAAGUAAUAGGAAGGCUGGGGUUUAGUUCAGUGGCAUAAGCACCUGCCUGGCAAAUGAGGUCAUAAAUUCGAUCCCCAAUACCAAAAUUAAUAAGUAAAACUAAUAGAAAAAAAUUAUAAAGACCAGAGCAGAAAUUAAUGAAAUUGAGACUUAUAACACAAUACAAAGGAUCAGUGAAUCAGAGUUGGUUCAUUGAAAGGACAGGAAAAGGAUUUAGGGGUAGAAAAAAUGGGACCAGAGAGGAGAGAAAAGGAAAACAAAAUGGACCAAGACUCAAUAUGUGUAAAGAAAAGGUAUGUCUGAGCCUUUUCUAAUGUACCUUCUAUUACAUCAGCAACAGAAGUUCUUAGUGAGGCUUUUUUUUUUUUUUGCUUGUUUAAUUUUUCUGCAUUGCUUAAAAGAUGGUGUGUGCACAUAAAGUGUUCUUAUUAACCUAACUAGUAAUUUGUGUUCUAUUUAAUUCUUAAAGCUUCUUCAUGUGGUCUUGAGUGCAUUCUUUUUUUUUUUUUUGUCUUUUUAUCGGUACCAGGGAUCGAACUCACAACUGCCUGCUUGCAAGGCAAAUCCCCAGCGCCUUGAGUGCAUUCUUAAAUCAUUACUCAACUCAUAAGCUUUCAUUUGGACUGUCGCUAUCCUGUACUCCUUUUCAAGUUAUCUGGGUAAAAGAAAGAUAAAGCUUACAUUUUUAUCAUAAUGGGUUCUUGAAACAUUCCAGAAAUGCUGGGAUGAGCACUUGCCUAGCAUGUACAAGGCCCUGGGUUCAACAGCUGGUUCCCCGCAAAAAAAGUUUGUCUUUGGACUAUUGAAAGUUAUUUUAUUCAGAAUAAUAAUAGUUUUGUUUUUGUUUUGCUUUCUGUAUGGAAAAGGUGAACAUUGGAACUGUUUCUAGUAAAGUAUUUAGGGGUCAUAUUCAACAAAUGGCAGAGAUUUUUAGGAGUAAUUUUGAGUAGCGCUUAUUCCACAGUUACUUUUGCUGUCUUUGUGGUUUGUGAUGUGACAGUGCUGAUGGAAUUACCAAUAUCUUACGUUUUUGAAGGAACCUUGGAAGUCCCUCACUCUGGAGAAAGUCUGUCACUCAACACAAGUACGAGAUGUGCUGGCAUCGGACUAGUUUAAGACACAAACUAGCAACCUAAAGAAGGAAUAAUGAAGUAGAGUGUUUACAGUGGAUGGUUCAAUCUUGUUGUUGCAGUAGUAGGGUUAGUCUUAUUCUAUUUCUAAGUGAAAAUUCAUAUGUAUUUGUUACCAUGUCUGAUGAUUACUUUGUUAAAAUGCAAAAGUGGCCAUGUGAUGAACUACAUGUAUAAUUGCUGUUUUUAAAUGUUAAAAUCAUGCCAAACAAAUCAUGUCUGUGCCAUCCAGGGUUUAUUGUUAAUCUUUUACUGAGUACUUGGAUUGGGAUAAAGGGCUUGUACUAUGCACUUUUAUUAAUGAAUAAAUAGAAAAUGUUAGUAACA
Messenger RNA from Cavia porcellus (domestic guinea pig), 8162 nucleotides. It is a transcript of the gene Smim14, whose product is annotated as small integral membrane protein 14. The transcript is spliced from 6 exons. Gene Ontology annotation, cellular component: endoplasmic reticulum. The coding region runs from base 617 to 916 and encodes 99 amino acids. The record is from RefSeq and is a predicted model, not a curated record. Lineage: Eukaryota; Metazoa; Chordata; Mammalia; Rodentia; Caviidae.